This is a messenger RNA of Mya arenaria, 1152 nucleotides long. RefSeq names its product serine/threonine-protein kinase fray2-like. Lineage: Eukaryota; Metazoa; Mollusca; Bivalvia; Myida; Myidae. The record is from RefSeq and is a predicted model, not a curated record. The transcript has a single exon. The coding region runs from base 1 to 1152 and encodes 383 amino acids.
AUGAGUCACAUCGAUAUGGUCGCAACAAUAUAUUCAUCGACGGGGACACAUCAGGAGGGACACAACGACAGGCUUAUCGAGAGGGACACAUCAAGAGACACAUCGAGAGAGUCACAUCGAGAAACAUGUCAAGAGAGACACAACGUGAAACACAUUGAGAGAGACACAUCGAUAGACACAACGAGAAACAUAUCAACCAAAGAGAGACACACAACAAGAGACACACCGAGAGAGGUACAACAAGAGACAGAUCGAGAGGGACACAACAAGAGACACACUGAGAGGGACACAACAAAAGACACUACGAGAGCGACACAACAAGGAACAAAUCGAGAGAGACACAACAUGAGACAUAUCGAGAGGAACACAACAAGAGACCCUACGAGAGGGACACAACGAAAGACACUUCAAGAGAGACACAACAAGGUGCACAUCGAGAGGACACAACGAGAGACACAUCGAGAGGGACACAACAUAAGGUGCAUCGAGAAAGACACAACAAGAGGCACAUCCAGAGACACAACAAGGGUCACAUCGAGAGAGACACAACAAGGGUCACAUCGAGAGGGACACAACAAGAGGCACAUCGAGAGGAACAAAACAAGAGGCACAUCGACAAAGACACAAAAAGAGGCACAUCGAGAGGGACAUAACAAGAGGCACAUCGACAGGGACACAACAAGAGACACUUCAAGAGAAACACAACAAGGGUCACAUCGAGAGAGACACAACAAGGGUCACAUUGCGAAGGACACAACAAGAGGCACACCAAGAGGAACAAAAAAUAGGCACAUCCAGAGACACAACAAGAGACACUUCGAGAGAAACACAACAAGGGUCACAUCGAGAGGGACACAACAAGAGGCACAUCGAGAGGAACACAACAAGAGGCACAUCAAUAGGAACAAAACAAGAGGCACAUCCAGAGACACAACAAGAGACACUUCGAGAGAAACACAACAAGGGUCACAUCGAGAGGGACACAACAAGAGGCACAUCGAGAGGAACAAAACAAGAGGCACAUCGACAAGGACACAAAAAGAGGCACAUCGAGAGGGACAUAACAAGAGGCACAUCGACAGGGACACAAAAAGAGGCACAUCGAGAGGGACAGUACAAGAGGCACACCGAGAGGGACACAACGAUAGAUAA